CCCGCGUGUCCCGGGGCGGCUGGCGCUCAGCGAGCCGGGCUCUCUCCCUCCCUUCCCUGCGUUCCCGCUCCGCCGCCCUCCCGGCUGGCAGCCGCCCCGCCGGGUGGGAGCACCUCGCCGGCGCUGCCUGUCUGGCUGCUCCCUCCCCUCCCUUCCCGGGCCGGGAAGAUGGACCCCGGCCCGCCCCUGGGCUGCAGCCUCAAGGACGUGAAGUGGAGCGCGGUGGCCGUGCCCCUGGACCGGCUCGUCAGCACCUACCGGCUGCCCCAGAUCGCCCGGCUGGACAGCGGAGAAACUGUAGAAGGUCUUCGGGAGAGCGAUCAUCUUCUGAUUCAUUCAUGUCGGCAGUGGACAACAAUUACAGCUCACAGUCUGGAGGAGGGUCACUACGUCAUAGGGCCAAAGAUAGAAAUCCCUGUACAUUAUGCAGGGCAGUUUAAGCUGCUGGAACAAGACCGAGAUAUUAAGGAGCCAGUGCAGUAUUUUAACAGUGUGGAGGAGGUGGCUAAAGCAUUUCCUGAACGAGUUUACGUCAUGGAGGAAAUAACAUUCAACGUUAAGGUGGCUUCAGGUGAAUGCAAUGAAGACACUGAAGUUUACAACAUUACCCUUAGUACUGGGGAUGAGCUCACUUUAAUGGGGCAAGCAGAAAUCCUUUAUGCAAAGUCUUCUAAGGAGAAGUCACGACUUAACACCAUCUUCAAAAAAAUCGGAAAACUUAAUUCAAUUAGUAAACUAGGCAGAGGCAAAAUGCCCUGCCUCAUCUGCAUGAACCACAGGACCAAUGAGAGCAUCAGUCUCCCUUUCCAGUGUAAGGGCAAGUUUAGCACCCGCAGCCCACUGGAGGUGCAGAUGCAAGAAGGUGAGCACACGAUUCGCAAUAUAGUGGAAAAGACCAGGCUGCCCGUUAAUGUGACUGUGCCUAGUCCUACACCAAGGAACCCUUAUGACCUACAUUUUAUCCGCGAAGGGCACAGGUACAAGUUUGUCAACAUUCAAACCAAGACUGUAGUGGUUUGUUGUGUGCUUCGUGGAAACAAAAUUAUUCCCAUGCAUUUUCCCUUGCACUUGACACUUCCGAAGUUUAUUCUACCUGACAGUCUGGUGAAGGGGGAGCUGUGGCACGAGUCCCUCAUCCAGCACUGGUUUAAUAUAUGCCAGGAACAGUUUGACAUAGAUGAGUAUUCCCGUGCUGUGCGAGAUGUGAAAACUGACUGGAACGAAGACUGCAAGAGCCCGAAGAAGAGCCGAUGCACAGGGCACAGCCACGUGCCAAACUCCCUCAGCUACGCGCGGGAUGAGCUCACACAGUCCUUCCACCGGCUUUCAGUGUGUGUCUAUGGAAACAACUUGCAUGGGAAUAGUGAGGUGAAUCUCCAUGGCUGCAGGGACUUGUGUAAUGAGUGGGCCCUGUUCUCUCAUGAUGCUCUUCAGUACCAGGAGUCUGGUGACAGUGGCAGCGAUUACCUUUUCCCUGAAGUUAGCGAAGAAUCAAUGUUUCUGCCUACAAAACCAGAACUUCCUUACGAAGAGCUCUGGUUGGACCAAGGGUCUGGAAAAGGUGGUGACCAGCCUCUCUCUUGCUCACUAAGUGAGAAGAACAAAUGUGACAACUACAGAGGGUCUUUCCGAUCAAAGUGUGGUACUGCAUCUCAUCCUGUGCCUGCAACUGUCGGAGCAACCACAAAGUCUUCAGAUGUUUCCCUACCUCCACCUCCAGUGCCUCCCAAAUCAGAAGCAGUAAAAGAGGAAUGCAGACUCCUGAAUGCUCCCCCGGUCCCACCACGGAGUUCAAAACCAUCCUCCACCAGUCCUUCCAUCCCUCCUCGUACAGUCAAACCUGCACGACAGCAGACCCGCUCUCCCAGCCCUACUCUGUCCUACUACUCUUCAGGACUGCACAACAUUAAUGUCACAGAGAGCGACCACACCAACCCAACUGAGAGCACACCUGUUUCCUGCUACCCUUGUAACAUGAUGAAAACUGAAUCCAAAGAGCCUGAGAGCAUGAUGCCUUUGGGAAGCCCCUCAGCUGAAGCUCUGCCUUCGAGGUUAUCUUGGCCAAACCAUUUUUCAGGAACUGCUGAAGCUCUGAAUAGAAGUGAUUUCCUGCUCGAUCCAAGCAGGAGCUACAGUUACCCCAGACAGAAGACUCCAGGUACGCCAAAGAGAAACUGUCCAGCACCUUUGACUUUUGACUUCGAUGGGUGUGAGCUCCCAGCAGGGUACUCCCCACUGACUCCAACAGAGUUCACAAACACCAUCUCUAGCUGUCCAAAGUCAGCGAGUUACUCUCUAGACUGCACUGAUGAGAAGACUCUGGGAGUCAGCAACACAAAACAGAGCCACUCGUGCCCUGCCUUACCUCCUCGGGCACCGAAAUCAAGUGAAGAUAAAGCAGUUACAGACAUGUGUCCCUUACCACUGAAAAUAGAUGGUGCCGAGGAGGAGUCAAAAACUGGCUCUCCAGACCUCUUGGAAGAUCAGUAUCUGGUUAAAAAGGGCAUGCAAGAUACGUUCUCUGUGUCUUAUCCCUUCUCAUCUCCACUCCACCUCCAGUUGGCACCAAGAUCUUGUGGGGAUGGCUCUCCCUGGCAGCCACCCACGGACCUUUCUGGACUCUCAAUAGAGGAAGUGUCUAAAUCGUUGAGGUUUAUUGGUCUGUCUGAAGAUGUCAUAUCAUUUUUUGUUACAGAGAAGAUUGAUGGCAAUUUACUGGUUCAGCUUACAGAAGAAAUCCUAUCAGAAGACUUCAAGCUAAGCAAAUUGCAGGUUAAGAAAAUCCUACAGUUCAUUAAUGGCUGGCGGCCCAAGAUGUGAUGCUGACUAGUUAUUAGUGAAACUGUACGAGGUGUACUCAAUACACUUCAGCUAAUACAUCACUUCCUGUUUUUUGCACUAAAAAUUCUUCCUGUAAAUAGUAGUAGACAAAUUCUUACUAUGCAGAUAAACAUUUUUGAGUGGUGAAUGGAUUUUUUUUUCCUAUGUCAAUAAUAAAGGUAGAGAAUCUGCAGAGAGAUGCCUUGUGCAUCCCUCAACAUUCAACAGCUGCUAAAAACUGGACACUAAGGGAACUUUUACUCCAUAGUCUGUUAAGACUUAGUCGUAUUUAUUACUGAACAAUUUGAUGCUGAAAGACACACACCAAUCCAGUUUACAGUUUUGUGUUAACUGCAAAAAAAAUGUAUUUCUUACAGGAUUAUUUCUGUUUAAAUAAUAUUUGGCAACAUGCUGUGACUUUUCUUCCGUUUCUGUUAACAAAAAGCAUGUUCAGAUAAACAAAAACAUUGAUUUUGACACUACAUCUGAAAAUGUUAAGAACUGCUGUGAAGUGCCACUAAUACACUAUUCUUGCAGCAUUAUUUUUAUUAACAAUAUCUUCCUGACUAUCUGUAACAUGGAUGCAUUUUCCAUGUUACUUUGAGCAAAAAGAGUUAAAUGUUUUUAAAACAAGAGUCAGCUCAUUGCCCAGAGGGGAGGGAGAAGGGGGAUUUUCUACUGAGCCACUCUGCCCUGGCCAAUUAAAAGUUUAUGACCUGUAGAUUUCAAAAGUUGCUUUUGUAGUCGGAUGACUGGAGUAAAUAGCAUGACUUCUGGUCGUGCAGCUUUCUCAUGGGAAAGGCAGUUCAGUGCACAGAUCUUUUCUCAGCAGAUCCUGCCUGCAGCAGUAGCCUGCUAGCAGAGCCCUCACUGUGGUGAAAGGUAGCAACCCCCUAUGUUUCCUCUGCUGCUGUUAUAAUCAUGUGAAAUCUCAGUCUGCUGUCCUAUUGCUGAGGUCGGAUCUGUGUGGGAAGGUGAUAGUACUCCUGUAGCAUGCCUUUGAACUAAAGCAUUAGUGAGGUGGGAGGAGGGAUCAGAAACACAGCAUGGCUGGAGAAUGGGCUAAGUGAGGUUUUGGGCCAUGCCACGGGAAAUGCUUGUCAUAUUGUCAGUUCAACUGUCUGGUUUGCAGUGGGUGUCAAAUGGGAGGGAUUGUAGUAUCAAAGGAAGGGGUAAUUCAGUUGCCCAGCUGCAAAAACUCACUGCAGUAGAUGUCACAUGGAAGUAGCAGUCUAAAGGGAGCACAGAGAUGGUAAGGGGCAUUAGUCUGCCCCUGGAAAUCUCUCAAAUUUAACUGCUCAGAAGGCUAGAAGUAGGAUUAGGUUUUGAUAGUCCUUUACAGAUUUCUUGUAGUUGGCAGAGCUCUCUGAAAUAUGUCUAAACAACCCCGGGAUCCCCUGCCUUUGUAGACUGGAUUCAAGGAUUUGUGGAGGUCCUCAGGAAACAAUCUGUGGUGUCCCAUCUCAACAAGUGUGCGUGUCCAGGAUCCUCAGGUGGUCAGAGCCAGGGAUGCUAGAGCAACUUCACCUUUACUUGCUGCUGAGCAGAGCCCUGGCCAGGGGGAUACCAUCACCUGCCUUUCUUUUUGAUGUACAAGAAAAAGAAAAAAGAUCUUUCCAUAGUAGGGCACGUAGUGCGAGCAUCAAGAGAAAAUACAGAGCAGGAACAAAAAUAGGAGACUAAUUUUCCCUGUUUUCUCAACCAUGGUGACUCAUUAAAAAGAAUUUAUUUGCAAAUAGUGUUUUCUGUAGUUGAGGCAAAUUUCAUGUCAUAUCUCCAUGCCAAAGCCAAGAUGCAUUAUUUGUCUUGCAAUAAUGCAAGCCACCAGUUCCCAACCAGAGAGCAAAGCCUGAUUGUUGUGGGUACUAGAAAGCCAACAAAUAUCCCAAUAGAAAAACCUCAGGACUUCAUAAUCCUACUCUUUUUUGUAAUGUAUUGACUUUUAGCAACAGAUCGAUAGCUUUCUCUGGAUGCUUUUGAAUUAGCAUCCUAAAAUAUUCUAGCUGCAAGUAAUACUAAAUCCAAUUAAAUACUGUUCAGAUAUAUAUGCUUGUUGGUAGACACAUGAAAGUUGAAAUCAAUUGCCUUUUUAUCCUCACUGUGUCAAAUGAGUGUUCAAAUUUAAAAGGGCCAAAUCUUAAAUGUCAGGUACUUUUCAUUGUUUUACUUGGCUUGUUAACUCCAGGUAAAAAACCCUAAAAUAUCUCAAAGAGACUAAAAAAAAAGAGAUUGUAGUCUUGGUAAUAGUAACAUUAAAUACUGCAAACACCCCCCAGGAUAGUAACAUCACUGAGAAAAUAGUGUUGUUUGACUAUGGAUGGACACCUAUUCUGUUAUCUUUGCUUACCUGCUUGGAGUGGUUAUUCUUGCAAACAGCCUGGUGGAAUUUGCAUUCAUGACUGUGCUGCAUUAACAUUGUAUAUGCAUAGACCAAAAUGCAACUGGCCACUGAAAGGACCAGAAAUGUGCAUUUGUUGCAGAAGCAGAGGCUGUGUGCAGAAGUACAGCUAGAACCUCUAACUGCAAACUUGCUACUGAUGUCCUUCCAUUUGUCUUGCUCUGGCUUGGCACUGCUUACUUAUUUUUAUGCAUCAUGUGUUAGCAUUUAAACUUUUCUUUUGUCCUUAGCCACUCAUCACCUUAAUUUUUCAAGCCCUUUUGGGGGAUUUAACUGUUCCUAACCUUUAUGUUCUGUGAAUUGUAUGACUGCAGUGUCAGUGUAUCUGCUGUGAUGCCCAGGCUGGACUGAAGUAUCUGCUCUAGUGAAAUCAGUAGAGUGAUGAGCAAACUGGGCAGCUGGAGUGUGGUGGCUUGGCCUUUUGAUCAUGCAUUAUGGAAAGGGGUACCUUUAGAUAGGAUGUCAGGCUAUGGCAACUCCCAAGCACAGCUCAGAGGUCAGCUAAUGUGGAAAAGCAGUCUGGUUUUGGAGGAUAAUGGAGUUCAACCAUGUUGAUGGGAGUUGUGUUGAUUGUCCUGGGGCCUGACAGAAAGUCUGGCCCGUUUUGUCUACUAACAGAGAUGUAACCAUUGAGUUCAGACAACACACGUGUGCCAGAGUGGGCCUAAAAUCUCAUAGUUUUUUGAGGCAAUCUACUAAAAUAGGCCAGUCCUAACCUUGGAUUUCUCUCCUCAGAUUAAAUAAAUGUAAGGUCUUUGGUGCUUAUUUGGUUAUCAGUGUCUGAGAUGCAUGUUAUCCUUGGGGUUUUUGUAUGUCUGGGGUUUUGGUAGCAAAAAAUCUGGCAUGUCAUUCUGUAUGGAGCUGUCUCUUCCCUGCACCAGGGAACACAUCCUUUCUAUGCAACAAUCAUGUGGAGGCACAAGAACUGAUGCUGCCUUCAGCGGUGAAAGCUCGAUUCUAGCAUGGAGGCUUUUCUGGAGGUGGACAAAGAAUUGGGCAGGGGAGGGAUGAAGAGGAAAACUUGAGGGGAAAUACUGGUUUCCUUUAAAUACUCAUUGUGCCUAGGAUUAAGAAUCUUUGUAUUGCUGCCUGCCUGGCUAACCAAAGCUGUAUUGAAAGCAACUCAAAGUGCAUAUUUGCGUUCUUAUUCUUGCCGUAUUGUAAAAAUCGCCUACAGCUAGAAACUUGGACAGAAAACAUUUGGUCCAUCCAAAUUUAGAAGGGCAAUGUAUUUUGAAGUGUUCUUUGCAGCUAGAAGCAAGGGUUUGAAGUAGCUGUGUAUUACACAAGGGUUUUUCUAAUACAACAGUUUUACUUGCCACUUUAAUGGACUUCACAACAACAGCUUCAAGGGAAACAGCAUAAAUAGUGAAGCUGUCUCAAAAGGCACUGUGUUUCAAACCUGUCUAUAAAUAAUUGAAGUGUUUUCUCCUAUGUUUUCAUCUUGAAUCAACUCCCUGAUUGUCCUCCUGGUAAAUAAAUUGUGCUGGCACCAGCUACUUGUGUGCUGCCCAGCAUGGUGCCUCCCUGCAACACAGGUCAGCAAAGUCCUGCCUGCCAACCAGGCAAGGAGUACACCAUGCUACUUAAAAGCCAAACACCAGCCCUGUAUGAGAGAACUAUGGCUUAGCCCAGCUCUCCUGGCUCCUCUUUCUCUCUCUCUGUAGUUGCAAGGUUCCCUUAUACAAGCCAGAAGGUACAGAUGAAAUCUUAAUCAGCAUGAGGGGAUCAUCCUUUUUAUUCGCUGUAUUAGGGACGGCAGAGCAAUGGGGAAAUGCAGGCCCUUUGUUGAGACCUAGCAAUAAAUGACUCUUCGUUUUGUUGUAUUUUAAACUCCUAAUAGUCCAGGAGUUGUUCAGACUUUACCAUUUUUGUGCAUAACAACCAAAUUUUCAGUGUGAAAAUCUGCAGAGUGAUUCUCUUGGCUUGGACAAUCUUCUGAAUUAUAUUAAAAAUAUGUUAGUUCUUAGCUCUUUAGAUUCACUUUGGAUAUGUCAAAAAAGUAACACUUUGGGAAAAAAAAAGAGAAAGCCCCAAAACUUUGGCUUAGUACAUUUCCGUUAUAAAACGAAGCAUGGUUUUUGUGGAAUUCUGUGCUGUUUUGGGCUUUUGUGUAAAAGGCUGAAGGCAAAUCAUUAUUUAAACCAGGUGCAAAUAAAUAUCCCUGUAAUGUAUAUGAACAAAUUUAAACCGCGUAUUGUAAGUAUAUAAACUGUAUAUUAAAGACACUAUUUUCAUGAUA
Molecule: messenger RNA, 7460 nt
Organism: Corapipo altera (White-ruffed manakin)
Lineage: Eukaryota; Metazoa; Chordata; Aves; Passeriformes; Pipridae
Gene: GAREM1
Product: GRB2 associated regulator of MAPK1 subtype 1
Exons: 6
Coding region: 169-2820 (883 amino acids)
Biological process (GO): cellular response to epidermal growth factor stimulus; epidermal growth factor receptor signaling pathway
Molecular function (GO): proline-rich region binding
Source: RefSeq, a predicted model, not a curated record